Messenger RNA from Exaiptasia diaphana, 1584 nucleotides. RefSeq names its product probable inactive tRNA-specific adenosine deaminase-like protein 3. NCBI's taxonomy places the organism in Eukaryota, Metazoa, Cnidaria, Anthozoa, Actiniaria, Aiptasiidae. Gene Ontology annotation, molecular function: tRNA-specific adenosine-34 deaminase activity. The transcript is spliced from 8 exons. Bases 402 to 1529 code for a protein of 375 amino acids. The record is from RefSeq and is a predicted model, not a curated record. Gene Ontology annotation, cellular component: nucleus; cytoplasm.
AAAACACUCUCAUCUAUUAUCAACCUUUCCUUUGCCAGUGGAUCGCAUGCGCAUAAAAUUUGCGCUUAUUACACAGUAACCCCACAAAACAUAAUUCGCUGAUGGUUUCAAAAUAUAACUUUAGAAAAAAUUCUGAUGAAAUACAACAUUUCAAAUUGAGCAUCGUUUUGAAAACAUUAUAUUGAUAUACUAAUACUUUGAACUUAAAAAAAAUAAAAAAAAACAAUACACUUAUAGUACACAGGAACCCCAAAGGUGGUAGUUUCACUUUUACUUUCCUUUUCAAAGAAGUACCAUGUUUAACCAUAGUAGUAUUGSCGGUCGUUUGUGAUAGUAGGCUUCCGCGGAAAUGGAUAUAUUUGAGUGACGAAUUUGAAGUUUUUCAAUGUUAUUUGAAAGUCAUGGACACAGAAAAAGAUCAACAUCCAGCAAAGAGACUCAAACUAGAUGACUGUGGCUUAAAAGAAACCGGAUUAGAUACAGCAAAAAUCCAAAAACCGGUUGCUGUUCUCGCAGAAAAAUACACACGCCGAGUAGACACUGUCCCAAUCUACGUCGCAGAUCUUCAAAAUCCAAAACUUGCUUCAAAAUGCCUCAGAUAUUUAAGGGAAAGAUAUCCACUAGAAGAUCUUCAGCAUCUCAAGAGAGUCAGACGAAAGAAAUUCGAAGAAAAAGGUGAAGUUUUACAAAUUUUAUUAACAAAACCACCGAAUGAUACAAACGUUAAURUAUCAGACUUAGUMCUGCUACCAGAAAUUAGGAAAGAACUGGGACAGCCUUAUAUAAUACAUGUUCCYAAACAUUUGCCUYUGACAAGGCAACAGUUUAAYGAGGCUUCAAAGAUGUGGCCAACAAAUUUCCACGAAGACAAAUACAUUGCUAAGAUGAUAUCUGGUGAAGUAUUCAGCGAUGAUGAUACUAAACAAAUAAACAAAUACAUGUCUCUAGCUAUAAAUGCAGCACAAAAUGGGAAAAGUAAAGGGAUGAUUCCAAUAGGAGCUGCCAUAGUUGAUCCAACAAAGGGAAAUGUUAUUGCAAUUGCUCAUGACUUACGUCGUCAAGGCAACCCUCUACAACAUGCAAUCAUGGCUGUUAUUGACUUAGUAGCACAAGACCAGUCAGGAGGAGCUUGGRRACUAGGAAAUCARCAAGGUGAUGGUAUAUGGGUAUUGCAGGAUAACAGUACUAAUCAACCAAUGAUGGACRUCAAUUCAGAUCAAACUGGUGCUACAACAGAGUCAGGUGAUGGUGYAGAAAAAWUAAAGAAUGUGACAAAAACAGACAAGACUGGGCCUUAUCUAUGCACAGGAUACGACUUAUAUGUCACUAGAGAACCUUGUAUCAUGUGUGCGAUGGCUCUUGUCCAUUCUCGAAUUAGGAGGGUAUUUUAUGGAUGUGAGGACCAGGCUAUAGGUGCCUUAGGCAGUAAAUACAGCCUUCAUGUACAACAUGGACUUAAUCAUCAUUAUGAGGUCUUUACUGGAGUAUUACAAGAACAAUGCCAACAACUUAUGCCAUUUUUUGAUUAAAAAAAUGUAAUGUACGCUUACCCAUAAGAGCAAAAAUUAUGAUCAAUGUUUAAUA